Enhydra lutris kenyoni (northern sea otter) is the source of this 1089-nucleotide messenger RNA. RefSeq names its product G protein-coupled receptor 6 (gene GPR6). Gene Ontology annotation, cellular component: membrane. Gene Ontology annotation, molecular function: sphingosine-1-phosphate receptor activity. Gene Ontology annotation, biological process: G protein-coupled receptor signaling pathway. The transcript has a single exon. Lineage: Eukaryota; Metazoa; Chordata; Mammalia; Carnivora; Mustelidae. The record is from RefSeq and is a predicted model, not a curated record. Bases 1 to 1089 code for a protein of 362 amino acids.
AUGAACGCGAGCGCCUCCUCGCUCAAUGAGUCCCAGGUGGUGGCAGUGACCGCCGAGGGAGCGGCGGCGGCGGCCACAGCGGCAGGGGCGCGGGACAGCGGUGAAUGGGGGCCCCCUGCAGCGGCGGCGCUGGGGGGCGGCGGCGCGGCUAACGUGUGCCUGGAGCUGUCUUCUCAACUGCCGGCCGGGCCGCCGGGGCUGCUGCUGUCGGCGGUGAAUCCUUGGGACGUGCUCCUGUGCGUGUCGGGGACGGUGAUCGCAGGCGAAAAUGCUCUGGUAGUGGCUCUAAUCGCGUCCACCCCCGCGCUGCGCACGCCUAUGUUUGUGCUGGUGGGCAGCCUGGCCACGGCCGACCUGCUGGCGGGCUGCGGUCUCAUCCUUCACUUCGUGUUCCAGUACGUGGUGCCCUCAGAGACGGUAAGCCUGCUCACGGUGGGCUUCCUCGUGGCUUCCUUCGCUGCCUCGGUCAGCAGCCUGCUUGCUAUCACGGUGGACCGCUACCUGUCUCUCUACAACGCGCUCACCUACUACUCGCGCCGGACCCUGUUGGGCGUGCACAUCCUGCUCGCCGCCACCUGGACGGUGUCCCUAGGCCUCGGGCUGCUGCCGGUGCUCGGCUGGAACUGCCUAGCAGAGCGCGCCACCUGCAGCGUGGUGCGCCCGCUGACGCGCAGCCACGUGGCGCUGCUCUCCGCCGCGUUCUUUGUGGUCUUCGGCAUCAUGCUGCACCUGUACGUGCGCAUCUGCCAGGUGGUCUGGCGCCACGCGCACCAGAUCGCGCUGCAGCAGCACUGCCUGGCGCCGCCCCACCUGGCAGCCACCAGAAAGGGUGUGGGCACGCUGGCCGUGGUACUGGGCACUUUUGGCGCCAGUUGGCUGCCCUUCGCCAUCUAUUGCGUGGUAGGCAGCCGCGAGGACCCGGCAGUCUAUACCUACGCCACCCUGCUGCCCGCCACCUACAACUCCAUGAUCAAUCCCAUCAUCUAUGCCUUCCGCAACCAGGAGAUUCAGCGUGCCCUGUGGCUCCUGUUCUGUGGCUGUUUCCAGUCCAAAGUGCCCUUCCGUUCUAGGUCCCCCAGUGAGGUCUGA